AUGGACGCCUUUCCUGGCGCUGUAAUGCAGGCCUUUGCGCACCUGUGGAACCAACACCCCGAAGUAGCAGCUGGUAUCUACGCUGCAGGUGCCGUUGCUGCUGCUGUGCCGCAUUACAUACCAAACUUUGAGCAGGCCAAGGUUUGGUAUCAGAAACCCAGGCCUUCUACAAGUCGCGUUGCAAAACCCGCCCAUACCAUCGAAAACGCAGCCGACAUCGUGGAAUCGAUAGUUACCAAAGUUCGCCGUCCUAACAUUAUCACCGUCACAAGUUCUGUCUCACCGGCCUGCAACACACCCUCCACUGUCGAACAGCAAGCCAAAGUUGAAGUGUUGGACACUUCCUCGUCUUCCGAGUCAUUCCAGGACAUCUCCGAAUCUGUCAAGGAAAGCUCUGCUCGUUCGAAAGCGAGUCGCUCAUCGCAACUCUCCUCGGCUCGUAGUACUCCGCGAGAUGCAUUGCCGGAGAUAUCUAGCAAGAGUCCAGAGCGUUCACUAGCGAAGACUACGAGUACUCCUCCUGAGGAGAGCAAUCCUGUUCACGAGUUACCAUCAGUAUUGGGCACGACCUCUUCCAAUGUUACAAAUACAGGCUUCAAAGCCCGGAUGAGUAGGCUUCUACACGGCUCGCGAUCCUCCGCGGCAUUGAAAGAAUCGACCAUCAGCGAUACACCCAGAGACGUCACAUCGACUGGAUCCCCCACCGUUGGCAAGGUGUCUUCUUGGACCACGUCUCCAGUUGUGGUUGAACAAUUACCGGUUUCCUCAGAGUCGUUCGAUAAGAUCAUAGACUAUUCGUUUGAAACCAUCACCAUUCCGCAGAGAUCAAAGACAGUUUCCAGUGCUCCUCUAUCUAGCACUGCGAGCAUCGACUCUGGCCUCAAAGAACAUAAGUCAGCCUUUACACAUUAUAGGCAACAUGCGGCUAGCAAAAGCACCCGGAGCACUAUCUCUAAGACAACAAAGCAUAAGCCAGCCUUUACACAUUACAGACAAAAGGCGGCUAGGAAAUCAUUCCAAGACUCGUCGUCAUGUAAGACACUUCCCAGUGCACCUGUGUCCAGCACCAAGGACAGCGCCGUUACGCCGAGAGAACGCAAGCCAGCCUUUACACCUUAUAGACAAAAGCCGGCUAGCAAACCACUUCGAGAUUCGCCGUCAUUCGCCAAAUCCCAACUCUCACGCUGGACUGACUUUGGACGAGCGAUUCACGAGAAUUACGUCGCACAGCAAGCAGAUCAAAAGCCGACCAAGCCGUCCUACUACAGUAGCCCUAUCACUAUGGCGGAUAUCAUGGUGGGAUAUGUGCCAUCCAUUCUGUUCGCCGUAUGCGACCAUAUGUAUAAGGAUGACCCGGACAUUCAGGAAAUGGUGGCAUUUAUGGUGCGCAAUGCGUAUAUGUUUGUCGUUGGAUAUCUCGCCUACGCGGAAUUCCGCUUGCCAACAUUGCCAUACUCCAAACCUGUAGCAUACGCACGCAGCAUCGGAUCCGUAUCCUACAACUCGUGGCAGAAAGCAGUAGCCAACUUCCUGGGAAAGCAGCAAGCCGAUCACUUCAUCAUAGACCGGGCGUUGUACGCCACCCUCGUCGGUAUCGCGAUCUAUUUCCUUCUUUUCGCCGGGCGAAGGACCCGCGAAGUUGUUCACCACGAAGAAGAUGAAAGCGAUUCAAGCGAGGAUGAAGACAUGUCUGAGACCCAGGAUCUGUCCGCCAACGCACCUGCUGUCAUCCCGCACCGCAAAGAGACAUUAAUUCGUUGUUGCAUCGCCUUCAUUGUUAUGAUAACUGUCAUCUGGCUCAGUGUCUACGUCCAGGACUUGGCUGUUAUCUUGGCCAGUGUGCCAGCGGUACACGUCCUUUCAAUCUAUGACGAAGAGGCGCGCGACGCCAUCUUCACCAUCUUGAACCUCGUGGUUGGCGGCUCAUACCGAUCGGUCAUCGCCGCACGAACCUGGAUACGAUACUACGCUGUGGUUGCAGUAGUAGUAUACCUCCUUAUCCACAUAGACCAGCCAUCUUCGUGCGCUGAUAGACUUAUCAGAGGUGGCGUUGCCCCACCCUUCAGUCAUGUUGCUGUCGUGCUCAAGCUUGUGGGCCUCUCCUAUGUCGACUCCCUCGUGCACGGCACCAUCGAAGUGUCUCGGAUCUGCAUAGCGAAACUCCGGGUUGUAAAAGCUUGGGCUCGGUACAAGUUCUGGCUCAUCGUCAGAGGUUGCGCUGUCUUCCCGUGGCACCCAAACACUGUCGGCGAGUGUCUUCGCUGGGUUCUCGCGACAACUACACUCGGUCCCCGGACAGUAUAUGGGUUGCUACCAGUAUGGGCUGGCCCAGUCGUGAUGAUGUUCGUGCUCUGGGCAUUGACGUAUGCAUUCAUACCAUUGUUUCAGUCUCUUUUCACGGCGAUCUGGCACACCAUACAGCCUUGGACUGAAAAGACGUCGGACGCAGCUGCUUAUACAGUGAAGGAAUUUACUACUAGCACUGCGUCUAUCCCAGCCCCAGUCAAGGGGUCGACGUCAUGGACUGCUGGAACCACGACAGCUUUACGGAAUUGGGUUACGCCUUCUCGCAAGCUCACUCCAACUUCGCGGGAACGCGCAACGAGCUCUUAUGUGUACACUGCUACCUCGACGGAGAGGGCUACAAGCUCUCGUAUACCCACUACCCUCUCGUCGGCAUGGGCUACCAAGUCCAUUAGGAAUGCUACCUCCAGUCUCAUCACAAACACCCAGAAAACGACUUCUUCAGCAAUCGAAAAGCUCUCGACGAACCUGAGCUUGUUGUACCGGGCACAAAUCAAGCCGAUCGUAUCUUCUGCGGGUGUGCGCUGCCUCAACAAUUGGUGCCAAGGCCUAGCUUACCAUUGGGUAUGGCGUGCGACAACCAUCAUCGCAUUUACCAGUGUAUGUACCUUAGGCUGGAUCAUGGCCGCUCAAGCAUAUCCGGCACACAAAGUCCGGACGUCGUUUACAUUCGCAACUAGUUUCAUGAUAAUGUACGUCCUGGGCACAAACGGGGUUCUGGCUUGCACCCAGGACUACGGCAUUAUCUUUGCGACUGUUCUUGUCAUACUUCUACUUCUAGCCUACUGGCGGCCGGAUCCGAUCGUGGCCCGAGAUUCUCCCGAUGAACCGCUUCCUAAUCUGCUUGAUAAAGUUGUGGCUCCUGGCUCUGCACCGCCAAGCCCUCCCCCAGCACAAAUUCCCAUCCCUACCAAUGACGUCGGAGAGUCAGAGUUAAGAAACCCCUUAAUUGGAGAGCCUGAUACUCCCAAUCCGCCGCCAGACGCACAGCCGGAGCAAGCGCCUCAGCUACCCAGCAACAGUCAACCAGUUGAUCUUUUGGAUGAGGACUUAUCAGGGCUGCCAGACGAAGUAGACGCGUUGCCCACUCAACAACAGGCUUCGCCUAUACAGACUCCCGCGGGAACGCCAACACGAGAGCAAUCGAUUGAGACUCCGGAUCAGGCUCAGGCUCAUACUGAGACGCCCACCGCAGAUGCAUGGACACAGACAACCGCAUCUCUUCCUUGGCCACAGCGCUGGAUGGCUUGGCUCUUCGACAGUGAAGCGGCGCGUACGGCAAGAGAAGAUGCUAUCGAGGCAGCCCGGGCUGCUGCUGAGCAGGAGCACAAAGACUUCCUAGAGCAAUCUGGCCUGGCGGGCGGUGUAGAGCAUGAGGAGACCCAAUCGUCAAACGACGCCAGCGAAAGUCCAGCUGCGGAUUCUUCGAUGACAUCUCAGCCUACAGAGACUGAGCGAGAACACCCGGCUGCCGUUGAAGCUGAGAAACCCGAGGAAGCAAUGGCAGCUAUCCCGUCAGAGACGACAACUGAAGCUAUUCCAGCCCCUACGGCUGAGGUACCAGCGAUACCAGUGGUUGCUAAUACAUCGGCAUCUGUGCGUACCCUCACACCAGCUGCCAUGUUCAAACGUAAUCCUCUGUUCGAGCCUACUACGCCGGCCACGACUACUCCCUCUACUAUCGCUACUCCUGCGACACCAGCCAUUUCCUCCGAUUCUCUGAUUGUACCUACUCCCGUCACAACACCUACUGAUGUACCGAAGGCUGCCACAGACACCACUGAGCCGGAGCCAACGCUCGACAUCACGUUUGAUCUUCCUUCCAUCGUAGUCAACCCGCCAGAGUCUGAGACACAAGGAGAAUACACACCCAUGACAUUUGUUCCCAUUGAGAUGACGGAACUCGCUACACCCGCCAAGCACACGCCUCUCAAGGAUGCUGCUUCGGAGCCCGUCAAUGAACCAGAUCACCAAGCUCCAGCCGCUGGUUCAGCGCAAGAUCAGCAAGAGGAAGAUACACAAGACGAUGAGCAUGAUAGUGUACAAGAAAGCGACGAAGAGGAAGAGGAAGACGAAGACGAAGAAGAGUUCGAUUUCGGUGGGAGUCCCACAAUGGGAACACCAGCUCCGCUACAGCCAGCGAGUCCUAUAGAUACCGAGAUUGCUGCAGCGCUUGAGAGGCAACGCGAGGAGGUGCGAAGAGAGGCUGAGCAGAAGAAGGCGUUGACUCUUAAGGAGGUUGUUUCUGGUGGAGCACCCGCGCCUGGUGAUGGCGAUGACAACGAUAAUGGCAACCGUGAUGAGGAAGCUGACAAUGAUUCGGGCAAUGUGCCGAUACCUGGCGCCCCAAAGCAUGCCACUCCUGAACCCGACAAGGAACCCUCUUCGACAACAGAUGUGCCAAUGGAAGGCAUGGAGAAUGACGCUGCAGCAGCUACGACCACGGCCAGCGCCAACGAAACUGUCCCCGACUUACUCUCGCAACAAGCUCCCGGCACAGCAAAUAGUCGCUCUUGGGCCCCUUUCAGCUCGCUUCCUUCCAGCAGGACUGAGCCGCCUAUGUUCACAGAAGAGGAACUCAAGACGCAUUUCGCCCUUCCUGCUAUCUACAAUCGGCCUGCCGCUCGACCCACAGACCCAAAACAUCCAGACUCCGCAGAACAGUGGCGCAACAGGCUGCUGGGAGGUCCUAGUAUGUUGACCAUAAUGAGACGAGAGCGUGAAGCUGCGGCUCGAAGAGCUGGUGGUGACGGUGAAGAUCCGCCGCCUGGCCCUGGUGGUCCUUUCGGUGGAAAUGGCGACGGUAGUAAUGGAGGUGGAGGUGGAGGUGGCAGUGACGACAUACCCUCUCCUUUCGAUCCAUCGAGCGGUAGUGGAAGCGCGAACCCUCCAUCGCCGUCGGGUUCGGCUGGCUCAGGACCUAUGGAGGGGAUCGACGAGUCUUCUUCGAGCGAUGAGGGGCAUCAUGGUGAGAGCGAUCCUCAUAGUCAUAACAAUGGUGACGGUCAGACUUUGGACAAUCAAGCUGACACCAACGAUCAGAUGGAUAAUGGCACCGACGGUAACGAGAGUGGUGGCGAUAAUGACGGCGAUUCAUCCGCACAGCCUGAAGCUUCCAACCUCGCUGACAUUCCUAUGACUACUACACCCGCGGCCUUGGAUACGACUAUUGCGCCCGAAAACGAUGGAGACGUUGAUAUGUCCGAUUUGUACAACACCGAUUUGGACGACACUAAUUUGGAGCAUACCAAUAUGGACGAUAUCAAUAUGGACAACAUCAAUCUGGACAACGUCAACUUGGACGGCAUCGAUUUCGACAAGAUCGCCAACUCUGGUUUCGACAAUGAGCAAACGCUAACCACCACCGCUGAUGACAUGAGGAGACAGCUGAUGCUUCUCGAGGGACUCGAACAACACAGCGGAAUACCAACAAGUCUGUAUCUGUCUCCUGAGGAUGAGCAAUACGGCGAAAAGGCAGAACAAAACAUAUUCGCUGAUAUUGAUGCGUAUGAGGCGCAGAAUGGGCCUAUCAAGACUUCACCACCCAUGUCUGAACCUCAACAAUACCCGACAGACGGGGAAAGUUUUGACCAUCUUCUCGGAAACGCCGGCAAUGAAUAUUCUUUACCGACCCAGCAGCCAUCGGUGAUUGUUCCUGAGCCUCCUAAGGAUGCGCCAGAUGCGUUUAUCCCAUUCCCGAGCGCGAACUGGAAUGCGGAAUUUGGGGAUGCUACGCAAGCUGAACAGGAUGACGAUGUGUCAGAUCAAGAGAUCAUUCGUGCCACUGCUGCAAAUGCCUUUGGAGAAGAUCAAGAGCCGGCACAAGAUGAUCUAGCUCCACCGCCACCAACCCACGGAGACGACCUCAACCUUGAAGACUACGAAGCUACUGAAGACCAUGAGGAACUCAUCGCAGGGCUUUCGAAUGUCAAUCUCGGUGUUGAUCAGACUGACAACAAUAACAAACCACAAAUCCCGUUAGAUCUAGGAACUCAGCGAGUAUGGGACAGUGACUUCAACAAAGGCCCGGACAACGCUGAACAUGAAUACAAACAUCCAGAUGAGUUCACAACCAUCAGACCCAGAACACGCUUGGUACAACUUCGGGAGGACCGCAAGAUCGUGGAGAACCCCGAACAUGCGGAAAAUCGAUCAGCCGGCGUGAAAUCGCUAGACGAACUAACCGGGCGACAAGGUCAGGUCUUCCGAGAGGUUCCCAUGGACACAUACGAAAUGCGAGGAGAAAGUCACGACGACUACAAGCAUGCACAGGAGCUGAUGGCAUGGUUUGAUCCAGAUGCUGAAGGUGCUGAACCUCGAGGCGAUCCUUCUCCGGCUGGAUCUGACGACGGUAGCGCGUUGUCAGGCGAAAUUGAUGACGAUGAACUGGAUGCGCUUGCCAAAGAAGUGGAAAAGGAUCAAUUAUAUGAACUGAACAAAGUAUCCAAAAGAUCAGCGCGAGACGUUUCUGAUAGCUCAGAUUCAGAUUCAGAAGCGCCACAGAAAACGCCAGAUGGUCCAGCAACUCCCCAGAAGGAGAGCUUAGGUGCUCGAGCUAGUACUCCGAAGAAAGGCCGGUUUAGAGGUCCAGUCUCAUUUGAUACUGAGGAGGAGGCCGGUUUUGAGAAGAACGAUGUGGAAAAGGUCUUGGACCUUCCGGUAUUCCAGAAGCUGAAGGAGGCCAACGCCACAUCGACAACCCCUUCUCCGGCGCAACCAUCUCCGAUCGCUAGUUCUGGCCUUCCGACUCGUCCGACUACACAAAAGCCACUCAAAACGCCGUCAAUAUUCAGCUCGAAUCCUACUUCCCCAUCUUCGUACUACAGGGCACCACCGCCUUCACAGCUAGCAGGUGGUUUCGCACCGGGAGGUUACGCACGCUCGUAUAACCCAGUCACUUCGCUCAAGAUCAAUGGCAGGUCUCCUUAUGCAGGUGUACCGAGUUUUGAAAGCCCUACUACACCACGCGGUCAAAGUGGUAAUGCAACAUCGCCUCCUCGGAGUCCAAGCUACCCAGCCAUGAAGCUGCCCGACGCUGCACUAUCGAACGCAAGGAGCUUGCUCAAACCGGCAUCCGCCCGCCAUCGUACACAGCCUACAGCAGGCACAUCAACUACAAACUCCCCGCUUGCCUCGCCCGCGUACAUGCCUAUGCAGCCUUCGGCGGGCAUGAGAUCCAAUAAUUUAUCGAUUACUCCUCCAGCUUACGACCCGACACAGCCUGCGGCGGGAUACACUCCAAAGUCAGCGUCAGACUUCCGGGCCCAGUUAUUACCUCUUUCUGGAUUGAGUGUACCACAGAAGUCAUUGCCACAGCUCAGUGCGACAACACAUCCAGGUAGGCCCGCGGCGCAAGACGAAGAUGCGGCUGGAGACCAGAUCUCGCAAACUCCGAGAGGUGACGACAUCAACGACUACGAUAGCGAUGUUGACAGUAUUUACGGUCACGACUAG
Alternaria infectoria is the source of this 7758-nucleotide messenger RNA. RefSeq lists its product as uncharacterized. Lineage: Eukaryota; Fungi; Ascomycota; Dothideomycetes; Pleosporales; Pleosporaceae. Bases 1 to 7758 code for a protein of 2585 amino acids. The record is from RefSeq and is a predicted model, not a curated record. The transcript has a single exon.